AUGGCUGUGGAACUUCAUCCUGUAUUCAAUGUAAAUGUCAUUCUGGACGAGUUAAGGAAUAUCGAUCUCACAACAAGGGGUUACUAUCAGAUACGUCUCAUUCCAAAAACUACUUCACACUUCACUUCUGUAGAUAUUCAGUGCUCCGACUUUACUAGUACCAAUGGUAAUUCCUUUAUCCUUUCGUCCUCUGUGGUUCAUGGCAGUGGUGUCUCGAAAACAGUUGAAGUCACUUACAUAGAUGAAACUUUGACACUCGGUAAGUGUUUCUUGAUGAGUAUGCUAUCCUUGAAAUUCCUUUUCUCAGCAAUCCAAUGGCAACAUUGUCCACGAUAUUAUUUUAGGUCAAUGGAUCGUCAUCGUCCUCCGAACUUCGACUUAUUCGAGUUGGAGAGUAGACGCACGAUUGAGAUUUCCCUUUGUCCCGCUCGACUUACAGCUGCUUCACGUCUGUUGUUCUUUGAGCAUUCUGCAUACGCUGCUCUUACUCUUUCUGUUUAUGCUUCGUUGGUAUCGGUUUUACCACGCAGAAAGAGGCUGUCACCUGAUGAGGUUGGAUUUUGCAGUAAUUCACGAAAUUUUUCCCUAAUUUUUACCCCUUUCCUACCACCAACUUUGUGUUGUUUCCAAAUGUUUUCAUGGGAAAGUAAUUUAACAAUUUUGUGCGAUGUUUCUAGGUACGAGAAUAUUUCAGUUGUUCGUGUUUUAAAUCUUGUUCUACGCUUUUCAUCGAUUUCUUUUCAGAUGAUUUCGAUCGUAUUAAAAAGCAAAUAUCUUGAGAAACUUCCUCGAUUUCCGAUAUUCUGCGCUGAUCUGGAUAAUUGUAUAAGCAACUGGUGUGAAUACAAGUUUCUCAUGUGGUUACCUGUUUUCCACUCAGUAUUUUUUCCAGCCUUCAGUCAGCCUUUUAAGAAGCUGCUGUCUUUAGGAACAUGCGAUGAUCUCUCCUCAUAUCGAAACAUUUUCCGGGUUAUAUCAGGCUGUGCUACGGGAUUCUGUUAUUUGCUAAGUGAAGCAAAUCAUGCAAAGACAUGGUCUGACAUUGACGACUUGGCACAGAAUUUGCUUUCUGAAGUACAGUCCUACAUAGCGAGAUUGAGUGAGCCACCUGCCCGUAUAAGCUUCGUCGCUCAUUCCUUAGGAGGAGUAAUUGUUCGAGCAGCAGUUUGUCGAAAGGAUGCAGAAAAGUGGUUAACUCCUCGGUUGCAUAGUUUGCUGACAAUCAACACUCCUCAUCUUGGUCUAGCAUAUGUGGGAAGAAGUGUCAAUUUAGGAAUGCAACUCAUGCAGUGGUGGAAACACUCCCGUUCUAUACAGCAACUGUCACUGAAGGACGAGGUUACAUACUAUGAAUCUUUCCUUUUUCGACUCUCACGACAGAAGACGUUUGGUUUAUUUCGCAGAGUUCUUUUAGUUGGAACAUGUGGUGAUACGUUUGUUCCUUUUCAUUCUGCUUUGUUGGUUCCAUGCAAAGCAGCUAUGAAGGACCCAUCCGCUUUAGGUACCACGUACAGGUUAGCUACCGUGCAUUACGGAAAUUGUAUUCGUUGA
Angiostrongylus costaricensis is the source of this 1551-nucleotide messenger RNA. Lineage: Eukaryota; Metazoa; Nematoda; Chromadorea; Rhabditida; Metastrongylidae. The record is from the annotation of a GenBank genome assembly.